CGUCCCCAACCACGUGCAUCUCCCAAACGACUUUUAAACUUGGCUCUGUUUCAUCGCACAGUGCAUUAGAUUAAUUCCCAGAUACCGUUUCUCAGAGCCACUGCUCAGCUAAAAAAUAGUGGAAAAAUAGGAACUUGUUUCCCAAAAUGAAAAUUUCCAGUAUUCAAUUUCUCUGUAGGGCACCCUCAAUCCUUGUCCCUUCAACAUUUCUGGGUUGCACUUCUUUCAACCCAUUAUUUGGAAGAGACAGAGAAUUCAAGUGUUGCAGAGUAAGAAGGCUUGGGAAGAAGAUAAGGGGUGGAGGAAUUGUGUGUGGAGUAUUUCUGCCAGUUGAUCCAUGGGCACCCAACAUUGAUUCAGAGAGUAUAGCUUCACAGCUUUUUGCAGCUUCUUUGUUUCCCUAUCUUGGUUUCUUGUACUUCAUCACUAAAUCUAAGACUGCCCCAAAUCUUACUCUUUUUGGCUUCUACUUCCUCCUUGCCUUUGUGGGGGCUACUAUCCCUGCUGGCAUUUAUGCAAAAGUGCAUUAUGGCACUUCCUUGUCUAAUGUGGACUGGUUACAUGGUGGUGCUGAGUCUCUUCUCACUCUCACCAAUAUAUUUAUUGUGUUGGGAUUGAGAGAAGCUCUUAGGAAAUAUGAAGAUGGAAAACAAACAGAAUCAACUCCUGUUUCAAAGUUGGAAGAGGAGAAGUAAAUAUUCCCAUUUAGCUUACAUAGAAUGGUUUAAACGCCCAAUAUUCCUCCAGUCUUCUUUACAACUUUACCGGAUGGAAUGUUGCAGGUUUCCUUGUUCCUUUGUCAAGUGAUUCAAAUAUUGGCUUAUAUUCGGGAUUUUUUACGAGGGCAUGAACUUUAUAGGAUCAUGUAUAUUGUCGUUUAUUGGUUUAUGUUGUUGUAAAUUGGAUUAAGAGAUUGCUCUUUUUUUUUUUUUUCUUUUAAUUUUUUUCAUGUGUGGUUUACUUUUCCAACCUUGUUCUAUGUUGGGGAGAAAGUUUCUGCCUUGUAUUGCACCAAUCAAAUGUGCAAUUUGAAGAACUUGUUAAUGCCA
Messenger RNA from Ziziphus jujuba (common jujube), 1049 nucleotides. RefSeq lists its product as uncharacterized. Lineage: Eukaryota; Viridiplantae; Streptophyta; Magnoliopsida; Rosales; Rhamnaceae. The transcript has 4 exons. The record is from RefSeq and is a predicted model, not a curated record. Bases 147 to 695 code for a protein of 182 amino acids.